Molecule: messenger RNA, 1629 nt
Organism: Symbiodinium natans
Lineage: Eukaryota; Dinophyceae; Suessiales; Symbiodiniaceae
Source: the annotation of a GenBank genome assembly
AUGGGAAACAGCCGCAGCUGCUGCAAAGCUGAUGACGCCCCACCCGAAGUUCAGGAGGUGUGUGCCGGACGUGGUGCCCAUGAUAUACCCGAUCUGCCUACAGACAUGCCCAGCUAUGCGGGCUCUGGACCCGCCUCUGAUGGUGGCUCCUGCGAUCCCGUCUGUGGCGAAGAUACUGGGAGGGCCUCACGCUCGACGCGUUGCAGCGAGCGCCUGGAGAACUUCGUUCUUGAGAAAGACCUGCUACGAGGGAUUCCAUUGCGAGCCUCCUUGCGAAACCUUGGGAAGCUUUGGGUGAACUCUCCCAUUGAUCUUCAAGAGCCGGUGAAAGCAUCCCUUUGGACGAGGUCCCACAAGGUGUCGAAGCUUGACAUCUUCCUGUCUCACACGUGGCACACACCAGGCUGGCGCAAGGUCAUUGCGCUCCUCGUGCAGCUCGGGUCCUACAACUUCCUUCUCGGCUGGCUGUUGGGCAUGGUUCUUGGAGCCACGCUGCACGCAACGCUGGAGAUUCCGUACUUCAUUGCGCCGAAACCGGCCAUGUGGAUGGGUGCUCUUCUCGGUUCGGUUUGUGGGCUCCUGUCCACGCCUUACAUGCCCGCGUGGGCAACAUUCCGGGGCGAGCCGGAAGAGAUGUGCUUUUUUGACGCCGUGUGCAUCAACCAGGCCGACCCUGACAUGAUGCAGAAAGGCAUCUACGGCUUGGGCGGAUUUCUGGCUGCGGCGUCCGAGCUGCGCAUCCUCUGGAGUCCCCCUUACCUCUCCCGACUGUGGUGCGUCUUUGAGAUGGCGGCAUUCCACAAAGCCAAUCCCUCCGGAAGGAUUGUUCUCAAGCCUUUGUUUGUCGAAAGCGGGCUCCUCUGCGUGGUUCUGGGCCUUUACAUAGUCAUCAUCGUUGACGAGUGGCGGUUCAACGCUCGGAGUGGAGUUUCCCAGGUGGUCGUGGCGCUUACUAUGCUUCCCAGCUAUCUGUUGUUCCACGUUCUGCGAGGCACGCUGAAUGACAAGCAUCACCUCGUGAAUGAGCUGCGCAACUUUGACAUUUCAGAAGUCCACUGCCGCACCGUCGAAGACCGAGAGUGCAUUCUUGCGGCCAUUUCCUCGUGGUAUGGAAGCUCAUCAUCAUUCGCACAACAUGUGAGAGGGCCGUUGGCGGAUGAGCUGACACAGCAUUUUUCGAGUACCGACCUUCCGGGUGCUUAUUGGCUGAUGAUUGCAACGCCCUUCAUCACCUUCAACGUGGCUAAGUUCUUGGAGGAGUGCCAGUCGCCAACCUCCACCAUGGAGGUUAUUCUGAGCACGUUCCUUGUGAGAUGCGUUGCAAACAGUGUCCUCUGCGUGCACUACAUUCAGCUGGUGUAUUUCGUCUGCCAUCGCUUUGCGGCUCCUGCUGGGAGGCUGCUGGACUACGGGAAGACGCUGUUGAUUUGGGUCCUUUUGGCCGGGGCCCUCAUGUGCAUCUUCGGACUGAGUGCCUUGGCGCUCCGGCAGCCUGUGGCGCCUGCAGUUGUCUAUAGCGCGGCCGCGGGAAUCGUGUCGUGCGUGGUGGCCAGUCGAAGAAGGUGGAGGGCUUGGAUUUGCUCCACCUCACCGUGCGGUGAUCGCUCUGAGCCGAGCUCUGGCCCCUAA